This is a messenger RNA of Larimichthys crocea (large yellow croaker), 1042 nucleotides long. Its product is annotated as C-type natriuretic peptide 2-like. Gene Ontology annotation, cellular component: extracellular region. Gene Ontology annotation, biological process: cGMP biosynthetic process; receptor guanylyl cyclase signaling pathway. The record is from RefSeq and is a predicted model, not a curated record. The transcript is spliced from 3 exons. The coding region runs from base 315 to 734 and encodes 139 amino acids. Gene Ontology annotation, molecular function: hormone activity. NCBI's taxonomy places the organism in Eukaryota, Metazoa, Chordata, Actinopteri, Sciaenidae.
GUGUGUGUGUGUGUGUGUGUGUGUGUGUGUGUGUGAGCCGUCGUCGUGGGUAACAGCAGUAAGAAUGUGUGACAUCACAGGUCAGAGUGAUAUAAAAGGCGUUUGCCGGUCGUCUGCACGUAGAUCACGACCCGUCCUGACAGCGAGACAGGACAGACACAGACGACUCUGACCCGAUAAGUUUUUAUUGAACGAAACGUUUCAGUGACCGACGACCGGCAGAACCUUCCAGAACCUGUCGAGAUAUUUUCUUCAAUUUGGAUUUUUGUCUUAAAGUUGGAUUCUUGUUGGAUUUGUUCUCGUCGCCUGUCGAUAUGGCUGCCUCAUCUUUUUUCCUUCCUCUCCUCCUCCUCUUCAUCGCCGUCGCCGUGGAGUCGAGACCUUCACCUCAACGAGACGAUGCACAGGUCUUACACUCUCUGUUCGGAUCUCGUCUGUCCUCUCUCAUCCUGGCCCCACCCACUUCUGAUGACAUCACAGAGGGCUCAGCUGGACGCCCCCACACCUCCUCCUCCUCGCCUCCUUCCAGGGGAUUGGCUGUGAUGAGUCGUGGGGCUGCGAGGGCAUUGGCCAGCAGGCGGCGGCAGGAGGCGGCGGUCCCACGGUUCUUCCUUGACUUCCUGCAGCGGCAGUCCAAAAUGAGGAGGCGGAGCAGGAAGUCGAUGGUUGGAGGGAGGGGAUGCUUUGGGAUGAAGAUGGACCGCAUCGGCUCCGUCAGCGGCCUGGGCUGUUAGAGACGCAGUUACCAUGGUGACGUUACCACAGCAACCUUGACUUUGUUUAAACUUUGUGAAGUCACGACAGGUGACCCUGAGCUGACCCUGCAUGACCUCUGACCUCUGUCUGGCAGUCAGAGACUCCAUGUUGGAACUUUACUAACGAAGGACUAAUUGAAAGGAAACACCUGACACAGGUUGACAGCAGAGAGUCCCUCUGGAACAAUGCUAAUGACCUCUGACCCCUGGCUACAACACAGCCAGCAGUAAAGUGUGUGUGUGGAAAGGAAAGAGUGUGUGUGUGUGUGUGUGUGUGUGUGGACAAA